AGGUCGAUAGGCGGUUGCUCUAUCGCAAUGCAGCGGGAGAUCGUGCAUCUCGCGUGUCGGUAUGAAUUUGCCGAGCACAACCACCGGGGCAUUGGAAAACUCGUUUGGCUUCGUUGCCAGUCAUUGAAGCUGCAUUGGAACGCAAUAGAAGUGUUACAGUUUCGGAAAUGCGAGUUCGACUGUACCUCUGGGUACUUUGCUUCGUGGUCCUCAACGAUUCUGUCUGUUCCGGAGGUCGAGUUGUUCCAUAUAAAGCUGUCAUUGAGUACAAAGGAAUUGCAUUCUGUAGUGGAUCUGUCAUUGACACGGUGUGGAUUCUGACUGCUGCCAAGUGUGUUAUGAACAAAACGGUCUCUUAUAUAACGGUUCGGCUUGGACUCAAUAGUAGCAAUGAAGGAGGUUCUCUUUACGGCGUAAAAUCUUCACACAUCCAUCCCAAACACAAUCCAGAAACGUCAAAACGAGCGUUGGCCUUGCUGAAACUGGGUGUCACGUUGAAGUACUCAUUGACAAUCAGUUCUAUUCCGUUGGUAAAACCCGGUUACGGCAUGGAGGAAGGAACCCGUUGCUCGAUACCGAGCUCCAUGACAAAUGUAACGGACAUCAAAGCCAAACUGUGGACCAGAGAGAAAUGUCAAACAGCUUAUCCGAGCACGUUGAAUCUCACCGACGACGCACUAUGCGCGAAGAUUACGACCAACAACAGCUACAUCAUCCAGUGCAAUGACUCGCAGCACCAGCACCAGCACCAACAACGAUUCAUGCUUGGCAGUCCGCUAGUAUGCGAAGGCAAACAAGUUGCAAUUGUGUCGCGUUUGGGUGCCGAGUCUCUGCCAUUGGCAGACCAAUGUGGGGAUGGCCUGGACCCUAUGGCUGCCCGACUGGGUGGCUAUGGUUUACCGGAUUUUUUCACGGAUGUUGCUUUCGGUGAUAAAUGGAUUAGCUCACUCGUGGUUCGGAAAAAACGAAAACCCGCCGGUAGUAAGCGCCGUUCUCCGAUUAAGGGCGGUCGGAACUUUCGGUUUCCAUACCACCGCAAUGCAGCGCAGUGGAUCGGCCCCAGCAUCGUCAUUGGAUUGUUGGUGAUCAGUGUGUUUCAGUUUUAUGCUGUGCGAUUUGUGCGGUAGAGAGCGGCUGCGAAUUGAUGCCGCCUGUUCUAGUCAACUGAGAGAAGAAAUAAAAAACAAACUGCCAACGGUGCUCAAUGAUUUUCUUGAUUGAAUAUCAUUUGUUGUUUAAACUUUUGUACAAAAAUUUUGUAGAUACACACAUAAUAUAACUAUAGAUACGAUAGUUAUGACAUUAUUGUUAAGGUGCUCCUUGUGUUUAUUUUAUAAAAUAUUGCAUUAUUAUUAUAAGAUCGUUUAUUUUA
This is a messenger RNA of Malaya genurostris, 1372 nucleotides long. RefSeq names its product trypsin 3A1-like. Lineage: Eukaryota; Metazoa; Arthropoda; Insecta; Diptera; Culicidae. Gene Ontology annotation, biological process: proteolysis. The transcript is spliced from 4 exons. The record is from RefSeq and is a predicted model, not a curated record. Gene Ontology annotation, molecular function: serine-type endopeptidase activity. The coding region runs from base 168 to 1127 and encodes 319 amino acids.